Messenger RNA from Lingula anatina, 977 nucleotides. RefSeq lists its product as uncharacterized. Gene Ontology annotation, molecular function: ubiquitin-protein transferase activity; metal ion binding. The record is from RefSeq and is a predicted model, not a curated record. Gene Ontology annotation, biological process: regulation of apoptotic process; protein ubiquitination. NCBI's taxonomy places the organism in Eukaryota, Metazoa, Brachiopoda, Lingulata, Lingulida, Lingulidae.
CCAUUGAAGAUGCAACUGCCAAGUUACAACAGACUAUUCAGAAAUGGCAAAGCUUCUCUGAUAUGGAUAUUGAAUCAGAAAGUGAAACUGAUAGAAAAUCAGAUGGUGAUGGUGACAUCAUAGGGCAUAUUGAUCCAGCCGAUGCGAUAUGUAUUACAGAUGCUGCAAGUACAGAACAAGCAGACACAAGUGAUUUUAUUGGAAACAACACCUUAGACCUUGGUAGAGAAGGAAGGGGUUCACUAAUACAGCAAGAGUCAUGCUCUGCUAACCCACAAAGUGAAGCAAACAGACCUAACCCGUUGGGGGAGGGGAAUGAACACGUUGAUGCAAACCCAAGCUUUAGCCCAGGACUGGCUGAGCACUACAGGGAUCAGGAGGGAUUCAUUGAUAACACGGUCCAAAAAAGAUCGAAUGGAGAAACUGCAAGACAAGAAACUACCCCAAAAGGUGUCGCUAGUGCAGCAGUUGGAGGAGACGAACCAACAGGAGACGAGGGGUUACAUGAUGAUACUAUCCCAAAGAAUUUGAGUGAAGAAACUGCAGUUGAACCACCUGGAAAUGAGCCUCCUGGUGGUGACUGUAGCAGUGGUACAGGACUCAACCUGACUCAAAAUGUUCCACAAACACCACGGAUUCCUGAAAACUGCUGUGCAAAAUGUACUGCAAGAGAGGAAGCAGAAAGAAAAAAUGGAGAAUUCCAUUGUAAUGGAAUGCAACAACAAUCCACCAACACUAAACGUGACUUCAAGAAGUACAUUGAAGAUGGAAACAAGGCUUUGGAGAAGCAAAACCAAGAGGCUCUCACAAAAAAUCUUCCCUAUUUGAUACGUUAUCUCCACCCCGUUAUUGAUGAUGUGGCACUUUAUAUGUUCAGCCACUUGGUUCUGUCUGAUCGCCAUAGAGAAAUAAUUGCAAGUAAAACCACUGAGAGGGACAAGUCGAGAAAGCAUUCUGGGUCUUUAUGCAGGCAUUAG